This is a messenger RNA of Fusarium sp. VM40, 5196 nucleotides long. The record is from the annotation of a GenBank genome assembly. NCBI's taxonomy places the organism in Eukaryota, Fungi, Ascomycota, Sordariomycetes, Hypocreales, Nectriaceae.
AUGGUUUCAGUACCGACAGUCGGUAUCGUAGUCCCUACGAUCUCCAACGGCACGAAUGCAAGUUCUCGAAGCUCACCCAGUGCCACCGCUGGCGUCUCUUCAAAACCGAAGCCCUUAGUGAACUCCAACGGCUACCAUCCGAUCAACCCACAGACACCCCUCAGCUCGCUCACGAGUGCUCCUCUGGACCUGACCUCGGUCGAACGUCGUGGACAGCCCACAGCAGCAAGGGAAACAAAACCAAAACAGAGUCGCCCCCAUGACUUGAAGGAGGCACCCACAUAUCGCCCGACCGAGGAAGAAUGGCGGGAUCCCUUCGAAUAUUUACGAAAAAUCAGCCCCGAGGCGAAGAACUUUGGCAUCUGCAAGAUUAUUCCACCGGAUUCAUGGAAUCCCGAAUUUGCCAUUGAUACCGAGAAAUUCCAUUUUAGGACUCGAAAACAAGAGCUGAACUCCGUGGAAGGGAGUACACGUGCUAACCUAACAUAUCUUGAUGGCCUUUCAAAAUUCCACAAACAACACGGCACCAAUCUUCAUCGAUUACCAUAUGUGGACAAAAAACCACUUGACCUUUAUCGACUGAAGAAAGCAGUUGAGUCAAGGGGUGGCUUUGAAAAUGUUUGCAAACAUAAAAAAUGGGCAGAGAUUGGGAGGGAUUUGGGGUACAGCGGCAAGAUUAUGUCCUCACUAUCGACCUCGCUCAAAAAUUCCUUCCAGCGAUGGCUCUGUCCGUAUGAGGAAUACCUCCGCCUAGCGAAGCCUGGUGUUCAUCAGCAGCUGGAGCAGGAGUAUGGCGGGCCGUUGACCCCAAGCCCUGCGCAAACCCCAGUCAAACGAUCGAAUGUCAAUACACCUCUCAGCGUUAGGGGUGACUCUCCAGCGCGCAAUGCCUCGGAUGCUCUUCAAGCUAGUAUAAGCGGAUUGAAGAUUGAAAGAGAUCGCGACACUCCAAUGAGUGAUGCUCCGCCCCAUCCUUCACAAGCACCUACAUCUGGUGGAUUUACUGCAGUCAACUCAGGAGGCUUUACCCCGAUGAAUUCUGGCUUCACAAGCGCGAAUCGCAAUGCGACGAGUGAGCCGAAAAGCUUCACUCCCGAUCCCAAACGAUUUGACAGUCCCACUUCUUCAGCAAAGAACACACCAGACAAUCGGGCAUCAGCUCUGAAGGCCACAGCAUUGAAGCGACAGUUAAGCUACGAAAGUUUGUCCGACUCGGCGAAGAAGGACAAUGACAAAGAAGACUCUGAGGCGGCAAACAGCCGUCGCAGCAAGCGACUAAAAAAAGAUGCUGUCCCCACUGUGGCUGGAUCGCACAUGACGCCAUUCCGUCCUUCGGUGCCAAGAAUUCCACGAGAAGAGCCACCACCACCGGGCGAGAAAUGCGAAUCCUGUGGACAAGGCGAUGAUGCUGGUUCUCUACUCGUUUGCGAAUCCUGCGACCAUUCCUACCAUCCAGCAUGCCUUGACCCACCAUUGAAACGAAAGCCAGAUACUGAGUGGAACUGCGCACGAUGUCUCGUUGGAGACGGUCAGUUCGGUUUCGAGGAGGGAGGGCUUUACUCUCUUAGACAGUUCCAGAAAAAGGCGAACGACUUCAAGCAGGGUUACUUUGAGAAGAAGAUGCCCUUUGAUCAAGAACUGAACUGUCAUCGACCUGUCACCGAAGAAGACGUGGAGACAGAGUUCUGGAGAUUGGUUGCCGACCUCGAGGAAACGGUUGAAGUUGAGUACGGAGCUGACAUCCAUUGUACUACUCACGGCUCUGGAUUUCCAACGGUUGAAAGGCACCCCAGCAAUCCAUAUGCCACUGAUCCCUGGAAUCUCAAUGUUCUCCCUUUCCAUCCCGAGAGUCUGUUCAGACAUAUCAAGUCCGAUAUUUCUGGCAUGACAGUCCCUUGGGUAUAUGUCGGCAUGAUCUUUUCCACGUUCUGCUGGCACAAUGAGGACCACUACGCUUACUCUGCCAACUACCAGCACCUCGGUGCAACCAAGACGUGGUACGGUAUCCCAGGCGAGGACGCGGAAAAGUUCGAAAAUGCCAUGAAGGAAGCUGUGCCUGAACUUUUUGAGACGCAACCAGAUCUCCUGUUUCAACUGGUCACACUCUUGACCCCUGAGCAGUUGAAGAAAGCAGGCGUUCGUGUGUACGCUCUCGACCAAAGAGCCGGGCAGCUUGUCAUCACCUUCCCUCAAGCAUACCACGCUGGUUUCAAUCAUGGAUUCAACUUCAACGAGGCUGUCAACUUCGCUCCUCAUGACUGGGAACCUUAUGGACUUGCUGGUGUUGAACGACUGCAGAUGUUUCGAAGACAACCUUGCUUCUCACACGACGAGCUAUUAUGGACCGCUGCAGAAAGUGCAGCAACAGGUCUCACAAUUCAAACCGCAAAAUGGCUAGCACCCGCUUUGGAUAGGAUACACAAACGGGAGGCGGCGCAGAGGCAAGCACUUGUCGCGAAACAUCUGGAUGUGGCAUCGCAUAAGUGCCAAUUCGUCGGAGGCGAGGACACAUGUUCUUUGACAGUCACGAUAGAAGACGAGGAUGUCCAGGACGAGGACGAGCAAUGUUGCAGUUACUGCAAGGCUUUCUCGUAUCUGUCGCGCUUCAAAUGUACGCAGUCGGGCAAAGUUCUUUGCCUAGUCCACGCAGGGUAUCAUGCUUGCUGUGACAUGCCUGAGGAAGCACGAUUUCAAGGCCACGGACACGUUCUCUACUAUCGGAAAGCGGAUGAUGACAUGGCUGCGAUAUACCAGAAAGUGAUGGAGAAGGCACAGACUCCUGAUUUGUGGGAGGAAAAGUACGAGAAACUUCUUGACGAAGAAGCUAAACCGUCUCUCAAAUCACUGCGUGCGACACUUCACGAGGGUGAGCGUAUUCCUUACAACCUCCCUUCGCUACCUAUCCUGCAAGAGUUCGUCAAUCGAUGCAAUGAUUGGGUGGAGGAGGCAACAAACUACACUGUCAGGAAGCAGCAGAAUCGACGCAAGAAUGAGAAAGCAUGGCAAUCAAGCUCGCGAAAGUCGAUCGGUGGCUCUGAACAAGACCAAAAGGAAAGAGAGUCCCGGAACGUUUCCAACAUCUAUCGGCUUCUGGAGGAAGCUGAGCAUAUCGGUUUCGAUUGCCCGGAGAUUCUGCAGCUUCAAGAGCGUGCCGAAGCAAUUAAGCAGUUCCAGACGAAUGCCGCACAAGCUUUGAAGAACGCAUCCACCUUGACAACCGACAUGAUCAAGGAACUUCUCGAAGAAGGGCGCGGCUUCAAUGUGGACACCCCGGAGGUUGAUCAGUUGUCCAAAGUUUUGGAGCAAUCAUGCUGGAACCAAAAGGCACGCGGCAAUCGAGGAGUGUAUAUGACCCUUAAAGAGGUUCAGGACCUUAUCGAAGAGGGCAAUAGGCUUGAAAUUCCUCCUUACAACGACCACUUGACCUACUACCGAGAGCAGAUGAUGGCUGGACAGCAAUGGGAGAAGAAAGCCAAGGAACUCAUUGUUGCUGAGUUUGUUCACUACCCUCAGCUCGAAGCCCUUUCGAAUCAAGUGCAGAUCAACGCACUUCCUGUGUCGCAGGAGACCCUGAACGCCGUUGACCAAAUACUUCACAAACAGCGCGAAGCCCACCGUCAGAUACUCGACAUAACAGAGCGUUGUCGCAACCCUGACUUCCGCCAAAGACCAAAAUACUCCGAGGUUGUGGAGAUUCAGAAGAAGCUAGAGGAUCUCAACUCAAAGCCUCAGGGAACCAUUGACCUCGAGAAUGAACGAAAACGUCACGAGGACUGGAUGCGUAAAGGCAAGAAACUCUUCGGAAAAUCGAACGCACCGCUCCAUAUCCUGAAAAGUCAUUUGGAGUAUGUUUUAGAGCGCAACAUGGACUGUUUCGACAUUGAGCACGACACGCCUAGAAUGCCAGGGGAGCCAGUUUCUAGAGAAGUCAGCCCGGAGCCGGGUUCUAGCAAGUGGGAAGACAGUCGGUCUCGGCAAGUUUUCUGCAUCUGCAGGAAAGUCGAGGCGGGAAUGAUGAUUGAAUGUGAGAUGUGCCACGAAUGGUAUCACUACAAAUGCCUCAAAAUUGCCCGUGGUAAGGUAAAGGAAGACGACAAGUAUACCUGUCCAAUUUGCGACUGGCGGAUGAAGAUUCCUAGAGACGCAUCGCGUCCUAAACUUGAGGAAUUGCUGUCACUCGCGGAAGAGAUGACGACACUACCUUUCCAACCUGAGGAAGAGGAGAUCCUUUCCAAGAUUAUUGAAAACGCGCAAAACUUCCGACACCACAUCGCCCGUUACUGCAACCCAUUGUUGUCUACGGAAGCAGAAGCAGAGACGCAGAGGUUCUAUCUGCGCAAAAUCGAAGGUGCUGAAGUCCUAUUGACACAUGAAACAAAUUUCUUCCGUCAGGAGUUACAUAAAUGGUGCCCUGUGGCCCCCGAAGCCCCGCCAAUUCAAGAACAAUCACGGAGCACAAGAAAACCUCGUCCGACAAAGCUUCAGAAGAUGUUGGUCGAGUAUGGCGUCGACAACCCCGACGAUCUUCCUGAACACGCAAAGGGCAAGGCGAACAGUUUGCGCCGUAAAGCAGCCAAUGCAGAAGCCGCGGCGGCAGCAGCAACGCAUUCUAACCCGGGAGGUCUCCCGACAGGCUUGGCAACUGGGUAUGGAUCGAGUUAUUACCCCCGAAUGGGCGAAGGCAGCCCUACCAGUCAUGGACAUUCAGAUCGUCGAGAGUCUCAGUCCUCAGGCCAUUCCAGGGCUAACUCAAUCAAUCUUGGUAACGGUUACCAUUCCGGACCAUUGGGUGCUGGUGGCCCGCAGUUGAUUGUUGAUCACUCAUCGAUGUCUUUGGAGGAGAGGCUUCUGCAGGGCCAAGAGGAUGGCAUUAACUUCCAUACCGACGCUGAACAAAACAAGGCUUUGGAAAUCCUAUCAAGAACCGAACUGGGCAGAAAGCAAGCCGAGAAGAUGUGGGGUCCAAAUGUCUGGAGCACUGGACAUGGCUCUUUGGGCGAGAGACGCAUGUCUAACCCAAUAGACGACGAUAUGAUGAAGCAAGACGAGGUUCACGUGGACCAAAUGUUCAAGGAGAUGACGAACCAGGAUGAAGAAGACGAUAAGAGAAACGAUGUGGGGAGAGAUAUCACCAUGACCACAGCUUCACUGGAGAAUGAGAGAAAUGGUAUGGAUGCAUUACUAGAUGGGGAAUAG